Molecule: messenger RNA, 2367 nt
Organism: Malaclemys terrapin pileata
Lineage: Eukaryota; Metazoa; Chordata; Testudines; Emydidae
Gene: ZNF214
Product: zinc finger protein 214
Exons: 4
Coding region: 1-1593 (530 amino acids)
Biological process (GO): regulation of transcription by RNA polymerase II
Molecular function (GO): RNA polymerase II cis-regulatory region sequence-specific DNA binding; DNA-binding transcription factor activity, RNA polymerase II-specific
Source: RefSeq, a predicted model, not a curated record
AUGGCUGCAGCGGGGCCAGCGCAGCUCCAGGUGGUGUUCGAGGACGUCGCUCUGUAUUUCACCUGGGAGGAGUGGGAGCUCUUAUCCCAGCCAGAGAAGCAUCUGUACCAGGACCAGAUGCUGAGGAAUUACUGGACUCUCGUUUCCCUGGGCUCUUCAGGUUCCAAACCAGACUUAAUCCACCGGAUCGAGCUAGGGGAGGCAGAACUCUGGAUCCAGGAUGCUGAGGGCUCCAGGGUAAACUCUGGGCCUGAGAGCCCCUCCUCAGCAGGCCACGGGGUACCGGGAAGAACAAGGACACGGUCUGAAUGUGGGGAGAACAUGGCAGGAACGCAGGAUCCCAUAUCCCACAGGGGGAUCCAUGCACAGAACACCGUCCAUCCCCGGGGUAAACUCAGCCAGAGACCAGACCUGGCUACACACCAGAGACUCCCCAUGAGCCAGGGUCCCCAUCACUGCGUCGACUGUGACAAGAGGUUCAGGAACCCCUUUGCACUGACGCAGCACCGGCGCACGCACACCGGGGAGCGGCCGUACUGCUGCGCUGACUGUGGCAAGAGCUUUGCAAAGAACUCAGCCCUGAGAACACAUCAGCGCACGCACACCGGGGAGAGGCCGCACCGCUGUGCUUACUGUGGAAAGGGCUUUGUACAGUUUGCACACCUGAAAAGACACCAGCGCACGCACACCGGGGAACAGCCGUACAGCUGCACUGACUGUGGCAAGGGCUUUGCCCAGAGCUCAAGUCUGAGAACACAUCAGUGCACACACACGGGGGAGCGGCCGUACUGCUGCACCGACUGUGGCAAGGGCUUUGCAGAGAGCUCAACGCUGAGAAUACACCAGCGUGUGCACACCGGGGAGCGGCCGUAUCACUGCACCGACUGCGGAAAGGGAUUUGCACAUAACUCAACUCUGAGAAAACAUCAGCGCAUGCACACCGGGGAGCAGCCAUACCGCUGCAGUGACUGUGGCAAGGGCUUUGCAGAGAGCUCAAAGCUGAGAAUACACCAGCGCACGCACACUGGGGAGCGGACGUAUCGCUGUCCUGACUGUGGCAAGGGCUUUGCACGUUUUGCACACCUGCAAAGACACCAGCGCACGCACACGGGGGAACAGCCGUACAACUGCACCGACUGCGGCAAGGGCUUUGCGCAGAGCUCAAGACUGAGAACACACCAGCGCACGCACACCGGGGAGCGGCCGUACUGCUGCACUGACUGCAGCAAGAGCUUUACCCAGAGCUCAGCCCUGAGAAUACACCAGCGCACGCACACCGGGGAGCGACCGUACCACUGUGGCGAUUGCAAGAAAAGCUUCAGCAUUGCCAGUACGCUGACCAGACAUCAGCGCACACACACACCGGGGAGCAGCUGUAUCGCUGUGCCAACUGUGGUAACAGGUUCAGCAAUGCCAACAAGCUCACCCAGCUCCAGUGCAUGCACACCAGGGAGCAGCCGGAUCGCUGUGCUGACUGUGGCAAGGGCUUUGCACGCAGCUCAAACCUCUGAAGACAUCAGCGCGCACACACCGAGGAACGGCCAUUCCAAUGCACUGUCUGCAGAAAAAUCUUUGCACAGAGCCAAUACCUGAGAAUACACCAGUGCAUUCAUGGCGGGGAUCGGAUGUACACGUGUGCUGACUGUGGCAAAUGCUUUGCUCACUUGGGCAACCUCACCUAGAACCAGUUGACUCACCAGUUUACACACCCUUCUGCCACCACCAGUGCCCGAGGGGCUUCUGGCAGCUGGCGGGCCUGGCACAGUGCCAGCAGAAUCAGACCAGGGAGUGGUCCUGUCCCCAUGGUGCCCAGCAGAGACUGUGAAGGGCAGGGAAUGGGACUUAACUGAGCAGUGUGGGGAAGAGCAGACAGGUGGGGGGAUUUUAGAGUAGAUGGUCACAGCCUGCACCAUUAGGGACCCCUGCAUCUAGGUGGGGUCCAGCCAGGGGUCUCUCUGUCAAACUCCCCCCAACACAUAGAGCUGUGAGGCAGCCAGGACAAUCCCUCCCCACCCCCCAUCUAGAUGGGACUGAGUCAGGAACUCCCCCCCCCCCCCCCCACCUACCUCGUUUUCAGACGGGGUGACUCUUAGGUGACAUCUGGAGAUGGGAUUUGCAGUCUUGUCUCAGCAUGGAUUGGUCCGAGGGGCGGGACAGCCCGGUGCGUGUGAUUGAAAGAAGACUCAGGAACUGCUCAUGCCAUCAGUUUUUCUUCAUCACAUUUCUAUUAAAAUAAUGUACCUAAUGUGUAACAAAGGUCUGUCUAACCAGGUGUUUCUUUGCUAUUAAAGAAGCUGAUGCAUUUGAAUGGUGUGUGGAGAAGCCAAUGUGAAGUGUAAAUCUUUAAAAUAAACCAGCCCCAAUGUA